This is a messenger RNA of Stylonychia lemnae, 1254 nucleotides long. The record is from the annotation of a GenBank genome assembly. Lineage: Eukaryota; Ciliophora; Spirotrichea; Sporadotrichida; Oxytrichidae.
AUGGACACUAUGGAAUAAUUGGAUUUAAAGAUACAAAGCAGCUCUUUAAAUGGAGUCAAAUUAGAUAGUUUGGGCAAAUUUUAAGAUAUGACUUUCUAAACUCUAGAUGGAAGUAGGAUUCUUAAAGACAUGUAGAACCAGCAAGCUUAGAUAAAAAAGGAAUGGGAUGACAGAGAAAAGACUCUUAAAUCAAUUGUCAAAGAAACUUUUAAGCUAAUUGAAGUAGAAAUAAAUUAUGACUCUAUGUAGUCGUUCCUAAAGGAUAGAAUUAAAUGUAAUAUUGACUUUGAGUAAAGUAAGAAACUGGAUGUGCUAUUUUUCUUUUAAGAGCCUCAAAUUAACAGACUGUAUUAUUUCAAGCCCAAUUCUAAGAAACUUUAUCUAUACCAUACAGAUUUUCAUCUGAAGUAAAAAAUGCUUAUCAACAUAGAUUUCAAAAUACCAGUAAAUUUCGCUUCUGUCCAAACUAAGUCUGGGAGGAUAUUCAUAGCAGGAGGCAGUAAGAAUGACACAGAAUCACUUAACAGUUGCUAUGAGUUGAUGGGUCUAAGUAAUCAAGGAAUAGAUGAGGAAAUGAUGGAAGAUGGGAUCAAAUCAAAUAACUAACAAGCAAAUCUUAGCCUUAAAAGAAAAGCAAAUAUGAUUACAGGAAGGGAGAGUCACUCUUUAGUGUGUCUGAAUGCAAAGUUUAUAUUCGCUUUAGGAAGUAGGAUAAAUAAGCAGAGUUCAACUUGCGAGACUUAUGAUAUUUAAAACGAUACUUGGACUAAAAUAGCUUCACUUAAUUAUGGUAGAUACUAUUGCUCUGCUUGCCAGUUUAAUAAAAGAUUUGUAUAUGUGAUAGGAGGUAUAAAUAAAAAUGGACUUAUAACUCAGAUUGAAAAAUAUGAUAGCUUUUAGAAUGAUAGUAAAUGGCAGGUGCUUGAACUAAGCACUAAUUCAGUCUGGGAGGGUAGAUAUUUUUGUGGAUCUAAUUAGAUAGGAGAGACCAAAAUAAUAAUCUUUGGAGGAUUCUCUGGAUCUGUAAUGACGAGUACUAGUUUCGAAUUAGAUGUUAUAGCUAUGGAGGUAAAGGAGUCAAUAGACACAUAGCUCUCCAAAAAUGAUUCUUUCUAUCAAAGGCAACCAUUAUUAGGGAGCGAUAAAUUAUUGUAUGCUAUUGGUUAUGAGAGUAAUGUGAUUCAUGUCUAUGCUGAUAGAUGGGGUCUGCUUUUGAAAGAUACUAUUAACUGGAAGGAUACUAAAAAAUAAUGA